Molecule: messenger RNA, 2649 nt
Organism: Acanthosepion pharaonis
Lineage: Eukaryota; Metazoa; Mollusca; Cephalopoda; Sepiida; Sepiidae
Source: the annotation of a GenBank genome assembly
AUGAAAACUGACCACAGUUGUAGUUUCUUUUCAGGUCAUUUGAUUGUGACCUUGUUACCUUUUUUUAUCUGUCUUUUUUUUUUUUUUUUUUUUUUUUUUUUUAAAUCACAUUGGUCGGUGGGUCUGGAAUGUAAACUGGCCAUUGAAUCUCUCUCUCCCUCUCUCUCUUACCCAUCCCUCCCACGCCCACGCCGUCACCUGUGGCCAUUCAAGGUUUCUCUGCUUCUCUUUCAAUGUGUCUUAGGUUCUCCCCCUCUCUCUAUCUAUCUCUCUCUCUCUCUCUCUCACACUCGAUUUUAUUUUUCUCUCUCUCUCUCACACACGAUUUUAUUUUUCUCUCUCUCUCACACACGAUUUUAUUUUUCUCUCUCUCUCACACACGAUUUUAUUUUUCUCUCUCUCUCACACACGAUUUUAUUUUUCUCUCUCUCUCUCACACGUUUUUAUUUUUCUCUCUCUCUCACACACGAUUUUAUUUUUCUCUCUCUCUCACACACGAUUUUAUUUUUCUCUCUCUCUCACACACGAUUUUAUUUUUCUCUCUCUCUCACACACGAUUUUAUUUUUCUCUCUCUCACACGAUUUUAUUUUUCUCUCUCUCUCACACACGAUUUUAUUUUUUUCUCUCUCUCACACACGAUUUUAUUUUUUCUCUCUCUCUCACACACGAUUUUUUUUUUUCUCUCUCUCACACGAUUUUAUUUUUUUCUCUCUCUCACGUUUUUAUUUCUCUCUCUCUCACACGUUUUUAUUUUUCUCUCUCUCUCUCUCUCACACGUUUUUAUUUUUCUUUCUCUCUCUCUUUUAUUUUUCUCUCUUUACACGUUUUUUUCUCUCUCUCUCUCUUUCACUCUUUUUUUUUUUUUCUCUCUCUCUUUCACUUUUUUUUUUUUUUCUCUCUCUCUUUCUCUUUUUUUUUUUCUCUCUCUCUUUCUCUUUUUUUUUCUCUCUCUCUCUCUUUUUUUAUUUUUCUCUCUCUCUCUCUUUCACUCUUUUUUUUUUCUCUCUCUUUCUCUUUUCUCUUAUUUUCUCUCUCUCUCUCUCCUCUUUUUUUUUUCUCUCUCUUUCUUUCUUUCUUUUUUUCUCUCUCUCUCUUUCACUCUUUUUUUUUCUCUCUCUUUCACUCUUUUUUUUUCUCUCUUUUCACUCUUUCUUUUUCUCUCUCUCUCUUUCACUCUUUCUUUUUCUCUCUCUCUCUUUCACUCUUUCUUUUUCUCUCUCUCUCUUUCACUCUUUCUUUUUCUCUCUCUCUCUUUCACUCUUUUUUUUUUCUUUCUCUCUCUCUUUCACUCUCUCUCUUUUCUCUUUCACUCUUUUUUCUCUUUCUCUCUCUUUCACUCUUUUUUUUUCUCUCUCUCUCUCUCUUUCACUCUUUUUUUUUUCUCUCUCUCUCUUUCACUCUUUUAUUUUUCUCUCUCUCUCUCUUUCACUCUUUUUUUUUUCUCUCUCUCUUUCACUCUUUUUUUUUUCUCUCUCUCUCUCUUCUCUUUUUUUUUUUCUCUCUCUUUCCUCUUUUUUUUUUUCUCUCUCUUUCUUUCUUUUUUUUUUCUCUCUCUCUCUCUCUUUCACUCUUUUUUUUUUUCUCUCUCUCUCUCUUUCACUCUUUUAUUUUUUCUCUCUCUCUCUCUCUUUCACUCUUUUAUUUUUCUCUCUCUCUCUCUCUUUCACUCUUUUAUUUUUUCUCUCUCUCUUUCACUCUUUUAUUUUUUCUCUCUCUCUCUUUUUCUUUAUUUUUCUCUCUCUCUCUUUCACUCUUUUAUUUUUUUCUCUCUCUCUCUUUUCUCUUUUAUUUUUUUUUUUCUCUCUCUCUUUCACUCUUUUUUUUUUUCUCUCUCUCUCUUUCACUUUUUUUCUCUCUCUCUCUCUCUUUUUCCUCUUUUUUUUUCUCUCUCUCUCUUUCACUCUUUUUAUUUUCUCUCUCUCUCUCUUUCUCUUUUAUUUUUUUCUCUCUCUUUCACUCUUUUAUUUUUCUCUCUCUCUCUCUCUUUCCUUUUUUUUUUUCUCUCUCUCUCUAUUUUUCUCUCUUUUAUUUUAUUUUCUCUCUCUCUCUUUCACUCUUUUUUUUUUUUUUCUCUCUCUCUUUCCUUUUUUUUAUUUUUCUCUCUCUCUUUCCUCUUUUUUUUUUUUUUCUCUCUCUCUUUCACUCUUUUAUUUUUUCUCUCUCUCUUUCACUCUUUUAUUUUUUCUCUCUCUCUCUCUCACUCUUUUAUUUUUCUCUCUCUCUCUCUCACUCUUUUAUUUUUCUCUCUCUCUCUCUCUCUCUUUCACUCUUUUAUUUUUCUCUCUCUUUCACUCAUCUCCCUCACUUCCCUCUCUUUUAUCUCCCAUGUCUUUUUGCUCAGUCUUCACCCUGGUCUCUCUGUUUUUACUCUCUCUCUCUCCUUCCUUUCUCUCUCUCUCCUUCCUUUCUCUCUCUCUCCUUCCUUUCUCUCUCUCUCCUUCCUUUCUCUCUCUCUCCUUCCUCUCACUGUCUUUUCACUCUCUCCCUCUCCAAUAAGUUUUCUCAAAAUCUCUCCUUCUGUGUCUAACCUUCCACCACCCGGCGUCCUCCCUCUCUUUCAUAAUCUCUCAACUGGUAACAUAGUAUUUGUCCCAAUCAUUUUAACUUUCCCAACAACUGCCCAACCUUUACCCUGGCUAUCUGCUUAG